Molecule: messenger RNA, 1301 nt
Organism: Colletotrichum destructivum
Lineage: Eukaryota; Fungi; Ascomycota; Sordariomycetes; Glomerellales; Glomerellaceae
Exons: 2
Coding region: 79-1212 (377 amino acids)
Source: RefSeq, a predicted model, not a curated record
CCUAAAAGUGCAAAACGGUUUCUACAGCGUCGCCUGUGGAUUCUUUCCAUUCAUAGACAGGCAUAUUUCGAACUAAGCAUGAAGACGCUGACAGACGAAGAAGAGGUCGAGAUAUCCCAAAAAAUAUUUGGCAACAGUAAUACCGGUGACUUUUCGGCCUUUUUCGACGUUUACAAUGAGUUUGCAAGCAAGAGCACCGCUCUGAAAUUCGGCACGCCUUCUGGUCCUAAACAUGGCUCAGAGCCCCUAAGCUACAAGACCACACUCCAGGUAAUUGAAGUACUGAGCAAGAAUCCAUGCGCCAAAAGGAAGAACGUCCUACAAGAAAUGCGUCGAAUCAUCAACUCAGGCCAGCAUACUACAGAGGAGGAAGUUCAGCAAGCCCUUAGGAUGGCUGUACGAGCUACGACCAUGACUGACUGCGAUGCUAAAAGACAUCAUGGAACAGACUACGCGAUCGCAGAUUAUACGCCAGUCUCUUGGGCUUCGGGAGAGACGUACAUCGAAUUCUUUAAGCGUUCUAUCCCGGGGUUCAGAUCGAAUGAGCAUGUGCCGCCAACAGAUGACGUUGUUCUCACCGGGGAUACGAAGGAUUCUUUGACAGCAUGGAAUUUGAAGAAGGAACUGAGGAUCAAAUUCCGAAAAACCGACGAUCUUGCGAGGCACCUACUGUUUGAUAGUGAUCGGAACGUUCUUUUCUUGUUCCACCACGCCCAAUUUUUGAAGGCUCAGAUCGGAAAGCAGUUGGAUACCGAUGAUCCACUCAGCCGAACCAUCGAGGACAGCCUCAAGAGCGGCUCACUUCCCCCACGUUUGCUCUUCGAAACUCUGUAUUCGCUGCAAGACAUACUCUUUCCACCGCACGACAACAGAUCGGCGAGGAUACUCGAGAAGCUGGUAUACAAACGGCGCAACAACUUCGAUCGUGGCUGUAUCGAGUACGACGGCUGCCUGCCGACUGAUCAGCUCCCGGACAACUUCGGAUACGUACACUGGGGCCAGCGCCUCUUGCGCCUCCAUCAACACCUGCGAAGCCGACCGCCACGGAACAAAUUAGAGCGGUGGUUGCACAAAAAAAGCAACGAGGGAAAUCCUCUCUUCGCAGCACUAGCAGCGUUGUGCAUUUCGAUUUGUGUGGGUAUUAUCAGUAUUGGACUGGCUGGAGUGCAAAUCUGGAUUGGUUGGAUGGCGUGGAAGCACCCAGUUAGGUGAUACUGAAACAGAAAGUAGAUGCUGAUGCUCGGCACAAACCAUUAUAUAAUUCCUACUAGGGUUACCUUUUUCUAUUCAAUGUAGUCGCU